CUUCAUUAUCUGUCUCUUCACUCAUCUCCUUGUCAGAGAUAUUUCUCCCUGCAGCUAAUAGGUAUUUCCAACAUGCCCAGUCCAUCUCUCCCUCAAGGAUCCCCUCAACCACACACUACCACCACCCCGGCUACCCUCAACCCCAUAACACCCUUCUUCUUCGAACAAUAUCCUCCCGCAACGGCUACCAUCUCCUCCCCACUCUUCCAUCUCCCUCGAGAAACCCGUGACCAAAUUUACGCCAAUCUCUUCUCUAGCUCUCGCUACCAAUGCCGAGAAGGAAACCUCGACGCCAUAUAUGGUUAUCGCAGCCCAUCCAAUAGCACAGGCCUACCAAGGUGGAUACUAGCCUGCAAACAACUGCUGUCCGAAGCCUUAACAGAGUUCUACCGGGGCGCUCGGUGCGUCCACGGGGAUGGAGGCACACCCAAGCACACGCCUACGACGUUGUCGCCAUAUAGUCUAAUCUCUUUGCACCGCGUACGGAGACUGGAAUUUGGGUACGAUGAAUCUACACCCAUUCCCCUGAACUUCGCGCCCGGCAUCCGAAAAACUGAUCACUCCGGUGCUGUUGUCACCAUCCCCGCCAUAGACCCCUCAGAGGCCAAUAUCCCCAACAUCCGCCAACUCAGCGAGCAGCUGCGUGCCACCGUGCACGAAGUCCGCGAACUGCGGUUCCAGCUGCAGCUUCCGGACAGCUGGAAGUUUGCGUGGGUGGAAGAUGUGUUGACUUGGAGGGUUGAUAUGUCUGGGUUUGAGAAACUGGGGGAGGGGUUUGAGCGCGUGGAGUUCGUUGUUGAGACGCCAGUUAUUGAUGCGGAGAGAGAUGGUCCAAAUGCGGUACAGGGGGUGGCCAUUGUUUAUGGUUUGUUACAGCGGGAGCUUGAGAGAGUGGGUAGGCGGCUUGUUGGGUUUUGUUCUACUAACGACAACGGAGAAGACGAGCGUCAAAACUACGCUAUCAAAGACUGGCUCGACACUUCCUCCCACCAACACUGGCAUAUUUCCAUCCAGCGCACGCCAGACCGUACUUCGAACCGAACCAUCUCUUUCCCUGGUCUGAGAAAGUGGAUCACGCCUGAAGGACUCCGCCACUAUGAAAGGGUCGGGGAGCAAGUCGACGGGCUCGUAACAUUCUGUGCCGCGAGUUGGGGCACGACAAUUGAAGUCGACGUACCAACUGAUGGGCGACGACCCAUUCCCGCAGAGACGGGAUAUCCUAGGAACUCGUUUUGUCCGGAUCCGGCGGUGGAGAAGGAAUUGAUCCAAUGGGGAGUGUUGUGAGAUUGUAGUGGACUGGGAGGUACAGUUCUCUCCAAUAUCUAUCUAAAAAUGACUUUAUCUUCACUCAGAGAUAGAGAGGAGGCCUCGGUGAGUGACUGAGGAAUCGCUACCACGUCUACGACGCCUAAAUAUGAAGUACUGUGGCUCAGUGCAGCAGACAAGUUUAAUAAGAGAACUACGACGCUACACCAACACUACCCCCUUCCUUUCCCCUCUUUCUCAUCCUAUUUCAUUGAUAGUUCUUCCCCAAUCGAAAUUUCUAGAGCUCCCCUACCGAAUUCUAUUCGUUAUCCUUCUUAGAAGGAGAUGAGAGGAUGUAUUGUGGAUGUCUCAUGGUAGUGAUGUUUGACAAAAUAGAUUCGUUAGAAGUUAUCGGAAAUGAAUAUAGA
Messenger RNA from Lindgomyces ingoldianus, 1673 nucleotides. RefSeq lists its product as uncharacterized. Bases 73 to 1284 code for a protein of 403 amino acids. Lineage: Eukaryota; Fungi; Ascomycota; Dothideomycetes; Pleosporales; Lindgomycetaceae. The transcript has a single exon. The record is from RefSeq and is a predicted model, not a curated record.